AUAUGAAAAUAGUAGAAAAAGGCCAUAUGAUCCUCGAAUUCUCGAGACAAAAGAAAUAUUGUAUGAGUAAUCUAUUCCAUAUUUUAUCUGUGGUAUAAUAUCAUUCCGGUGUCGGUGUCAAAAUUGAGUUCCUAUAUUUGAAUAUUCGAAAGUGUUUUUAUAAGUAUUUUUAUUUCAAUCCAAGUUCUAUAUUUAUGUUAAAAAAAAUGAUAUUUUAAAUUAUGUUGAUUUUUAGUAACGAAAUUAUCAAAAAAGGCAAUUUUAAGAAAUAUAAUGUAAUGGUUUGAAUAAAAUAGCUAAGUGAAACGAAGGUUAGAAUGAGAAGUAUUGUUAACAUUUUGAAAAUCUUUGUCGCUUUUUUUUAUGAUUAUGCACGAGGAUUAUCAUACACUAUUAUUACGAUUUUGGUUUUGGGUUAUUGUUUACACCCAGCUCGAUUUGCUUCACAUUAUACUUUCAUAAAAACAGAAGAUAUUUACGAUGAAAUGGAAAAAUCUUAUCCAGCAAGGGAUAAUUCAUGCACAAUCACAAUCAAUCACCAAAAAUCUCAAUUGCUUUAUCCCGAAGAACAUCCUCGAGAAGAUCCUAUAGCAAUGGCGCGACGAUUAGGUAUAUUACCUGGAGGGCAAUGGAAACCAUUAAAUUGUCACCCUCUUUUCAAUGUGGCUAUUAUUUUACCAUAUAGAAAUCGUCAAACACAACUUACUAUUUUUAUGAAUUAUAUUCAUCCUUUUCUACAAGCCCAAAAUCUUGAUUAUAGAAUAUUUGUGAUAGAACAAAGUCCAAUGCGUGAAUUUAAUCGUGCUAAACUUUUCAAUGUUGGAUAUGCAGAAGCAACUAAAGUAAAUGACUUUCAUUGUUUCAUCUUUCAAGAUGUAGAUCUCAUACCUCAGAAUCCUGAUAAUAUUUAUGCUUGCACUAAGAUGCCCAGACAUAUGAGUUCAAGUGUAAAUACAUUUCGUUAUAAUUUACCAUAUAGUGGUUUAUUUGGAGGUGCAAUAGCAUUAACUCGAAAACAAUUUGAAAGAGUUAAUGGAUUUUCAAAUGUUUUCUAUGGAUGGGGUGGAGAAGAUGAUGAUUUUUAUAGCCGCUUACAAUCAAAAGGUUUCCAAGUUACGCGUUUUGGACCUGAUAUUGCUCAGUAUUAUAUGUUAGUACACAAGAAAGAAUCUCCAAGUAGUGCUAGGUUUGAAAAUCUUGAAAAUAGUGCUAAAAGAUAUGAUACUGAUGGAAUUAGUAAUUUAGAAUACAGAGUUCUGAAUCAUCAACUAAGGCCAUUGUAUUCUUGGAUUUUAGCAGAUGUUUAAUUUUGUAUUAUAUUUAUAUCAACAGAAAAAACUAGUAUUAUUAUAAUGCCAUCAAUGAAUGAAAAUCUAAGAUACAUUAAGUUAUUAAUUUGAAUAAGUUCAUAAUUAUAAAUAUGAAAUAUAAUAGAUAUAAUAGAUAUUUUAAGUAAUUUUGGAGUUCAUAAAUAUUACUUACUAAACUAAUUUUUGAAUAAAUAAUGUGAUAAAUUUAUGUAUAUAUAUAUAUGUAAAGAAGAAUAAGAUUUAGAGUUUAUGUCUAGUAUGAUUAAAUUAAAAAUUUUACAUUGUUGAAAAUAUUUUACUUGUACAAUUGCUCUAGUGAAUAUUAGAGUAUGUUUCAGAAAAGAAAUGAAAAGAAUAAAAAUAAAGUUGUAAAUUUUGUUUCGAAAAUAAUAUAUAAUUUUUUUUCAAAGCAUUUAAGAUUAUAUAUUUGUCAUAUUUUAAUGAAUAAUUUUUUGAUUUCAAAGAAUAUAAGUAUAAUUAAUUGAACAUGAAAGAAUACACUAUUUUUUUUAUAAAUCUUAUAUUUAAAUUUUAAUUACUAAAACAAAAUGUUUUUAAUCAUUUAAAGAUAAAUAGGAGUGUAUUUUAAGCAAUAACGCCUUAUUUUUAUUAUCUUUCAACCUGUUAUUUAUUACAUGGGUUUAGCAUGUGUAAUUUAAAAAAAUAACGAUAAAAUGUAUGAAUGACUGUAGAAAUGUGUAUGUAUAGUGAAGAUUGUGAUCUUCAAAAAUACGGAAUAAAUCAUAAUAAAAAGAAAUAUGAAAUAUAUAUGUAAGAGUAUAAAUAUAACUAUCUUCUUAUAUAUAUAUACAUAUAUAUGUAUGCACGUAAAAUUGACAUAAUUACAUCAUAAAUCAUGAAAUUUAAUGUAAAUCAGUAUAAUUAAUAAAUAUACGAUAAUGGUGAUAUUCA
Messenger RNA from Apis cerana (Asiatic honeybee), 2222 nucleotides. Its product is annotated as beta-1,4-galactosyltransferase 6. The record is from RefSeq and is a predicted model, not a curated record. Gene Ontology annotation, molecular function: N-acetyl-beta-glucosaminyl-derivative 4-beta-N-acetylgalactosaminyltransferase activity; galactosyltransferase activity. Gene Ontology annotation, biological process: carbohydrate metabolic process; glycosphingolipid biosynthetic process. Lineage: Eukaryota; Metazoa; Arthropoda; Insecta; Hymenoptera; Apidae. Gene Ontology annotation, cellular component: Golgi apparatus.